This is a messenger RNA of Diabrotica virgifera virgifera (western corn rootworm), 26702 nucleotides long. RefSeq names its product cytoplasmic polyadenylation element-binding protein 2 (gene orb2). Bases 145 to 2229 code for a protein of 694 amino acids. Gene Ontology annotation, biological process: negative regulation of cytoplasmic translation. Lineage: Eukaryota; Metazoa; Arthropoda; Insecta; Coleoptera; Chrysomelidae. The transcript is spliced from 7 exons. Gene Ontology annotation, molecular function: mRNA 3'-UTR binding; translation factor activity, RNA binding; ribosome binding. The record is from RefSeq and is a predicted model, not a curated record. Gene Ontology annotation, cellular component: nucleus; cytoplasm; neuron projection.
ACUAAUGACACUAACAUGAAUGUAGGCUGGUGGUUCAGCCGUUCACUGGUUGUGUGUUCACGUAUAGACGGGUGUAUGUGUAUGACAUAACGCAAAUACAGAUACGGGACGUCGUGCUCCGCAUCUAGGCAGUGACGUAUACUCAUGGGGGAGUUUAGUUCUAGUGGUAAUGCGAACAUCGGUUUGAGUGUAGUAGAAAUAUCCGUGAAUUCCGCUAAGAGCAAUCCGUCUGCGAAUACGUUAUUCUACACCACACCUACCAGCUCUUCGUCUUCAGUGGCGACGGGAUUAGUAGAACAGGCGAAAUUAUACAAUCCAACGAUGCAAGAUGAUCUUUCCGCCUCCGAGAAGAAUCAAGCAUCAAGUGUCUCCGUCAGUGGUGCUAACGCGGAAGAACUAUCUCUUCCGACGUCCACCUCGGUUACCACUUCCGCAAUAGACAAAAACGUUGGUACAACAGCCGCUGCAGCAGUAGCUUCCGCAGUUGCGGCUUCGAAGGACUGUGAGAAUUCUGUCAACGAUCUCUCGGACAAGCUAAACGACCCGGUUUCAAGAAACAAGGCAGUACCGACUCUACAACCUCUCUUCCAUCCUGCUGAGCCCAGCACACCAGCUGGAGCUCUCUGGUCGACGGCUAUAGAAGACGGAUAUGCUCCAAAUUUCGCUAGUGUCAACGGAGGUAUGGGCUUUCAAAAUUAUUCUUCGCCAACUCAACAACAAAUGUUCGGUGGUAACAACAUGAAUCAGAAUCACGUGAAUCAAGGCCGGAGAGCCAUCACAGCUAGCCACAAUUUUCCCCACAAUAUGGCAAGACAACAAUCUCUGUCGAAUCAUCCGUUGUAUAAAGGUUACGGUACCUGGGCCAAUCCUCCACCGGGUCAAAAUUGGUCUCCGGGCAAUUCUUCCGUGUGGAACCGUGGCCGGAGCGUUCCAAAUCUUCCUCCCUUACAACAGAUGGGAGUAGGUCUCAGUGGGGCGGGCCGUAAACCUAGUCCUACUUUCAAUCAACAGCAGGUCAUUUCGCCUGUCAAAUUUCGGAGAAGCACUUCUUAUCCAGGAAAAGGACCCUUUACUCAGCCGCCCACUUUCGAGAUCACCAACAUGGACGAAAACAGAGAGCUACUACCCUAUCAGGAGCGUUGUGGUGUAGUUAGUGCGAAUGGUAGUAGCCCGUUAGAAAAUAUGCGAGGACUAGAACAUUAUUUGAAUGAUAUUAUGAGUCCACAAAGUAACACGACUGAUAUGAAAGGUUUCAUAAAUACCACUAUGUUCCCAACGUUACAGCUCCACGGAAAAUCCCACUAUUUCCCAAACCUGGAGGAUCAAGCUGGUCCUGUCCUCCUAGAAGAACCUAGUCAUUUAGUAGACAACACUUUAGGAACGCAACCUCUGAGCUCACCUUCAAGGUCUUCGCCUCACUCGCAGGGUUCCGAGGGCGGCGAACGAUUCUCUAGGAAGGUUUUCGUCGGAGGACUGCCCCCGGAUAUUGAUGAAGACGAAAUCACUGUCAGUUUCAGGAGAUUCGGACCCUUGGUUGUGGACUGGCCCCACAAAGCAGAGAGCAAAUCGUAUUUUCCGCCAAAAGGUUACGCUUUUCUGUUAUUUCAGGAUGAAAAUUCUGUACAAAGUUUAAUAGAUGCAUGUAUAACAGACGAAGACAAGUUAUACUUGUGCGUUUCCUCACCCACAAUCAAAGACAAACCUGUACAAAUUCGACCAUGGAGAUUAUCAGAUGCAGACUUUGUUUUGGACGCAUCAAUGCCCUUAGAUCCUCGAAAAACUGUAUUCGUCGGUGGAGUACCACGACCCCUUAAGGCUGUUGAAUUAGCAAUGAUAAUGGAUAGACUAUAUGGUGGCGUAUGUUACGCUGGAAUAGACACUGAUCCCGAGUUGAAAUAUCCCAAAGGCGCUGGACGAGUAGCUUUUAGUAAUCAACAAAGUUAUAUAGCAGCAAUCAGUGCUCGUUUCGUACAAUUGCAACAUGGCGAUAUCGACAAGAGAGUAGAAGUAAAACCGUACGUUCUUGAUGACCAAAUGUGUGAUGAAUGCCAAGGACAACGAUGUGGUGGAAAAUUUGCGCCUUUCUUCUGUGCAAACGUUACCUGUUUACAGUACUACUGUGAACACUGCUGGGCCACCAUCCACUCAAGACCAGGCAGAGAGUUCCACAAACCGCUGGUGAAGGAGGGGGCUGACAGGCCUAGGGCUGUGCCAUUCCGUUGGUGUUAACGCAGGAGCGCUUAGUACUGCGGCCAGGGGUUGCGCCACUUUUUAGCUUAUUACCAUACCACUGUGGUAGCAACCCUCCAGUUUAUUGCUUAGGCCAAAAUUUAAUAGUAGCAAUUAUACAAAUUUCGAGUAUAUUUGAGAUCAUGAAUCAGUCCGAUUACAAUUAGGCGAUUUUAUAAACACCGGGGCUUUAACACCUCCCAGAACCUUUUACAGAAAUCAGGGGUACCACACGCAUCUUUAACAUUAAAAACACAAAAACUACUAAAGCUGAACUUAGGCUCAAUGCAAACUUGCGUGUUUUCAAAUCGCGCGCACGCAUUGCAAGAAGCGUCGGCCGAGAGGACGCCAAUUUCUGCUACGCCGCCACGUGCACGCGGCUUGGCAGUCUGUGCUAGGCAGUUAAUACACAUUGAUCGCGUGAUUGAUUUCAACGUAGAUAGAGAGCUGUUUAUUUCUGGCAUGUAUGACGGAAAAUGAACAAGGCAGCUUGCUCGCAGCGUGCACGCUACUUCUAAAGACGCAAGUGUGCAUAGAACCUUAAUAGACCAGGGCGCAUCUGUAAAAAUAUUAGUACAUUUGGACGUUGAGAGGUGACUUAAUUUUUUUUGUACAAAUUGCUUGAAAAUAACUCAAAUAAUAAUAUUUGAGUUAUCCUCCCUCUCAAAAAGGUCCGGAACAUUAUUUAAAUACAGUGAAACCUCGAUUAUCCGUCUCUCCAUUAAUCGUCACUUCUGUUAACCGUCAGGGUCCGAACAUAAGUUGUAUUGAGUACAUAACCACUUUUUUAGCAUUGUGAUAAGCCAAACGAAAUUCUCUGAAAUGUACAGUGUGGUAACAGAUGAAGUUAUGGCUGAAUCAACUGUUUUGUUUUUGUUGCCUAAAGAUGACGAAUGGUUAACUUGUGAUGAGGACGCAAAUGACUAUCGAUUGCUGACAGAUGAUGAAAUUGUUGAAAUGGCAAAACAGAGGCUGACGAAACAAGUUUAGAAGCUGACACAAACUUGGAAUUUGACGGUGGCGAUGUCGAUGAUGCUUUUGCAACUGACAAAGAUUUGCCUAAAAAAGCUAGAGAAGCUGCAUCUCACAUGCAACCAUUCAACCAUUCAUCGAGUGGUAUUCUCGACAAAAAGAAUCCACUAAAGUAGAUUGCAUGAUCUUACGCUGAAUAAGAAAAUCAGCCCUUGCAAAAUGUGAAGCAUCAGUAAAACAAACAAAGAUUUCAGAAUAUUUUAAACCAAAUUCGACAAUAUUAACAAGAACACAAAUUUCUCUUAUACCAACAAACAAAAGAUACAAAUAAAAUUUGAGAGUUUUAUUAUCAAUUUUUAUUUUUUUUAAUGUUCUGUUAACCGUCUUUUCGAUUAUCCGUCAUACCCCUGGUCCGGUGUCCUGACGGAUAAUCGAGGUUCUACUGUAAUCAAAAUGUCAAAAAAUGAAGGAAAAAUUCGAUUUUUUUCUUCGUUUUUUGAUUAUAACUUUAAAAAUAUUCAUUUCCGAGAAAAGUUGUACUGACAUAAAAGUUGCAUAAUUAAAUUUCCUCCAAUAUAGAAUUGGUUUAAAAUUUAAAAAAUAGUCACCCUUGUUGCAAAAUAGCAAUAAUUGCGAAAAAACCAUACAAAAACAAGUAUUUGCAUUUUACGUUUUUCAACCAUUUAUGCUACACUUAGGACCGUCAUAUUUCACCCAGAAAAACUUUAUGAUACAGUAAAACAGUACUGUAAAUUUCAUUAAGAUCGGUUCAAUAGAUUUUGCAAAAUAAAUUUUGCAAUUCAGCUUUCGCAAAAAAAAUUCAUUUUUUCAAAAUGUUACAGGAGUGAAAAUAAAGCAUAUAGCAAGUUGAAAUUUUUUGCGUAUAGAAGUGUACUGUACCUUUCAUUUGCAAUUUGCAAAAUUAAAAUAGAUUAACUACCACGGCGUCAGGAAUUUUUUUAAAUAAACAUUAAUUAUUGGUGCUACGCGCAGGACAGCGGAUAGUUUGCUCUGAUUGGGCAGUCCAAUGACCAUUGAGAAUGAUUGAUACAUUUUAAUUUUUAUUACAUUUCGAUAUAAAUAAAUAAAUUUGUUUAUUGCAAAAUAAAAACACAUACUCUAUCUCUUGAAAUAACACUUUUUUAGUAAAAACUUUCUUUGUUCAUAUAUUUUGACUGAGAGAAUAAAAGUUUAUUAUUUUUAAACAUAUGCAAUUGUUUAAACAAUAUUUGACAAACAAUAAUAAAAUUAGUUUGAUUUUUGUGGAAUUAAAAUAUUAAAAUACAACAAAAUAUAGAGUAAGAAAAUAAUAUAUUAGAUAAAGAUUGGAAGAAAUUUUGGUGGAAAUCAACUUGUGUGAAUCGAACACCGCUGUCCUGCACGUAGCACCAAAAAUUAAUGUUUAUUUAAAAAAUUUCCUGACGCCGUGGUAAUUAAUCGAUUUUAAUUUUGCAAAUUACAAAUGAAAGAUACAGUACACUUCUAUAGGCAAAAAAAAAUUCAACUUGCUAUCUGCUUUAUUUUCAGUCCUACAACAUUUAAAAAAAUGAAUUUUUUGCGAAAGCUGGAUUGCAAUAUUUAUUUUGCAAAAUCUAUCAAACCGAUCUUAAUGAAAUUUACAGUAUUGUUUUGCUAUAUUAUAAAGUUUUUCUUGGUAAAAUAUGAAGGUCCUAAGUGUAGCGUAAAUGGUUGAAAAGCGUAAAAUGCGAAUACUUGUUUUUGUAUGCUUUUUUCGCAAUUAUUGCUAUUUUGCAACAAGGGUGACUAUUUUUUAAAUUGUUAACCAAUUCUGUAUUGUAGGAAAUUUAAUUACGCAACUUUUAUGUCAGUACAACUUUUCUCAGAAAUGAAUAGUUUUAAAGUUUAAUCAAAAAAUCGAAUUGUUCCUUCAUAUUUUGAUAUUUUGAUUAUUUAAACAAUGUUCCGGACCAUUUUGAGUGGGAGGAUAACUCAAAUAUUAUUAUUUGAGUUAUUUUCAAGCAAUUUCUGCAAAAAAAAUUGAGUCACCUCUCAACGUCCAUCUCAAAACAGAUGCGCCCUGGACUAUAAUGCUAACUUAAAUACGAAUAGUUUGUAUCAUACCAGCAGAGAUUUCCUAAGCUAUUCCUGGGAUUGUACAAUAAGUUCUUUAGAAAGUUUACUACUACACUUAAAUAUUAAAUUUAUACAACCUGUCACUACUUCCAUGCAAGAAACAUAAUAAUCUAUUAAUUCUCGUACAUUAUCAGUUUAAAUCUGUUGUAGAGACAGAAAAAAUAGUGAAUAGAUUAUUACUCUUUUAGUCUAUUGCUUUUUUUACCUGUUGUUUACCGGGUAAUGGUCCGGGUAAUACCGGUAAGGGCGAUGGAGCAUGCUAUGCUGGACGUUUCACUGCGAGACAAGAUCCAAAACUGCCACCGACGACGAAGAUCAGGAGUGGCUGAUGCUGUAAAGACAGUAGCAACACUGAAAUGGAACUGGGCAGGUCACGUGGCUCAAAUGACAGAUAACAGAUGAACAAAGCGGAUACUAGAAUGAAGAGCAAGAUAUAGGGCUUACCGUAGCACAUAUCAUCCACCAACACGUUAGACAGAUCUGAUACGUUGACAUAGGAAUUGGAUGCUAGAGACACAAGAUCAAAACAGAUGGAACUUAUGAGGGAGAUAAUUCUAAAUGGGCUUGCCCAGCAGUGGACAAUCGAAGAUUGAAUGAUAAAUGUAUUGCUGAUAAGCUAAUUAAUAGCUCGAAAAUUAGUCAAUCUCACUUGAAACAAUAUCAAUGUAAUAUAAUAUUAUCAUUCUCAGUGUUAAAAUGUGUCAAUAGUUUGCUGAGCAAUCAAUAUAAUUGAAUAACCAUAUGAAUACUCAUAAUACCCCACAAAAGAACAACUGAGGAGACUGUAAGUAAUAGAGUAAGACAAACAGUGGACUGUAUAAGAAAACUCUGAAUACUCAUAAUAUCACACAGAAGAACCACCGAAGAGACUGGAAAGAGUAAGACAAACAUUAGACUGUAUAACAAAACUGAAAUGAAAAAGACAAACUUGGUGAAGCAUGUCAAAAGAGCGGAUGCAGGGAAAAACAAAAAAAUGGACUCCGAUGGGAAAAAAAUAGAGGAAAACUUUGAGAUUGUGUUGAGAAAGAUUGUUCAGAGAUGAAGUAGAUGAGGUAAUGGAAAGAAAACUGCUUGUAAGAUGGAGAUUCGGAGGACACAAAGAGCUGUAGAGAAGAAAGUCGAUGAAAACUGUGGAAAUCAUUAGUGGUACCACUACCUCGCAUUAGUUUUUGUUGCCAAGAGCCUUAGAAGUACCUAACCUUUAAAAUAGGUAUCAAACAUUUAACUGUGGACAUAGCUCAUCACUGGCAAGAAAGAUAUUGAUGAAGCAAACAAGUGGAAAAAGGAACAGACAUGCUCUAAUAGGGCUGAAGUACAUACUGCAAAAAACUUGCAGAAAUCAGCUCAACAUCAUAACAGGCUUCCUUACUCGACAUGUUCCAGUCUAGGAAUACCUGCAUUUAAUGAUGCUGUUUCAAAGAAACUUAUGCACUACAUCUCAAGCGACUACCAAGUGACUGCCAACGAAUAUAGUACACGUCAUCUACUAGAUCCAGAUAGAUGACACAUAUCUUCUUCUUAGCCUUCUAUCGGUCAUUUUGGACAUAUACAUCACCCAACGUCAUUUAAAUAUAUGUAAUUCAUUAUUAGCUUUAAUUUCCGUUGAAAAAGCUUCAAACAGUAUUUAAAUACUUGUGUAGUAUAAAAAGGGGGUAAUGGAAAAUUAGAAUGUACCUGUUUUAGCAAAUUGGGCAAGUAACGUUAACUAACAUUACUUAUUUUGCAAUCCCUACACACUUUGUGAUUUUUAAUGAAGAUAGAUGACGUCUGGUAUCUUUUUGGCAACAUAGGGAAUCACACACUUUUUAACAAUAAUUAUUUUAGAUGUGACACAGUCACACUAAUAUAGUAUAAUUAAAUAUUUGCCAUAUAGUCAUAAAAUAAAUUAAUGUGUGUAUAAUAACGUAAUUUAGUAAACUUGCUAGUCACUUAUAUAGAAUAUUUGCUAAAUAAUAAUUGGAAGGUUACAUUACUACAUAUUAUUAUCACAAUAAACUCGAAAUAUAUAAAUUUACCAUUAUAGCAAGAGCAUAAACUAGUAUGCGAACAUCUUAACUCCAAUGUGUAGAUAUGAAUAAAGGAAAAACAUACAAAUAUUAUUCAAAAUAGCAACUUAAAUCAAAUAAUUUGUUCUUACGUAAUAUUAUUUGUCAAUUUGACAUUUGACAAAUGGCAUAUUUGACAUUUGGCAAGUGACAUAUUUGACAUUUGACGUUUGACAUAUGGCGUAAACGGCUGAUAGUGGUAAUUUUAUAAAUGGAGUAUUUUUGUAGUGGACUUAUCUUUCAAUUCGAUUUCUGUCUAGUGGAAGGGAGGUGCGAUGGCUUUUGGACAACAUUCAAAAUCUCAUAAUACAUAUAACCAAAAUAUCUUAUGGCGCCUGGUGGUAGCGAACUUGUUUCCACUGUCACAGCAUUGGUCUGGCCACAGAAACGGCGUGCUACAUUGAAAACGAUAGUUCUUAGUUAAUUAUUACCUGUAGCACGACCUAGUCAGUUACUUCAGGGUAUUGUAAAUACUAGUCUAAUUGCAAACACAAAUCUCCUGAUAGGUUUUUGGGUUUGAUACAGAAUAUAGAUUUUGGUCCUUUUUAAGAACAGCUGGCCAGUAUAUGAACAAGAGUACAACUAAUCUAUAGGUACUAAGACCCAUCAACCUGUUAACCUUAAAAUUGCUACAUUUUUCUAAAAUCAAAAUUUUCUAUUAUACUAUUAACUUUUUUCUAAUUAUAUUGAAGCGCUUCAUUUCAAAAAUGUAGUAGUGUCAUUAAGGGGAUUUUGUGAAUACCAUUGCUGGACAGAGUAAAAAUCGCUAAAUAGUGUUGACCACUUAGCUCCAAGUACCUGACUACCCUGUAUCCUGCAAAUUGCUUACUCACCUAAAUUCAUAUUAUCUUUCAACUCUUAGAACAUGGUCCGAAACUUUUUAUGUGAUUUUGCUAUAUCUUUCUACUUGAGUGUCUUUUUUACUAUGCCAUAUGAUGGAUUUUUUACUAUUUUUUACAUUGAUGUCACUUUCACUGACAUUUAAUUGUAGUGUAAUUUAGGAAUUAUUACAGCAGUAAAACCAAAGAGUUUACUAAAACGAAAUCCUCAAAAAAUUACUUAUUUAGUCCAUUCUUUAUAUUUUUGAAUAAAUGAUUAAGUAGCUGAAAAAUACUCUUACACAAGUACUCCAGGGAAGCAACUACUUUUCUCAAGACUUAAAAGGGAUCUAGCAAGCUAUUUAUUUAAUAAUAAAAAAAAUUAUGCAACUUUUAGAUCUCCCUCAGCCUUUUUUGCUCCAGCAUUCGUUGGUUUACAAAUUUUAGAAACCACGAAGAUGUUACCAGAGCAGUUGGUCCCAAAAAUUUUAUUGAAGUAAAACUUUCGGUUGUUUUAACCAGAUGUCGCCACAACACCCGUAUUACGUUGUUUUGUUGUAAUUCGAUACUAGCGGGCCGAUUUAUGUCAGUUUGUUCAGAGAUAGUCAUAUAUGCAUUUUCUGAUGAGAACAUAACAAGGUUUGAAACCGGUUAAAGUGCUUAUGGCACUCUCUGAACGAACGAUUAUAAAUAUUAAAAAAUAUAUAUGGUUCCUUCAGAGAAUUAGUUGGACUUUUAAAUUAUUACAGAUUAAGUGUCAAAUAUGCAAUUUUUUCGAUUUUUUGCUUAUUUAAAACAUUUGAAAUAAAAUUCCAAAAUUUUUUUUAUUGAAAACAUUGCAAAAAAGCUUCAAAAUGACCUUCUGAAAGUUGUAAAAUUAUUUUGUUGUUCCGAAAACUGCAAAAUAAUGCAAAAUCGUUAAUGAUUUUUUAUUAAAAAAAGUCUUUUCAACAUCAACCUACACGUUUGAUAAUGCAAAGUUGUUAUUUGUGGUGGUUGAUUUCUUCAAGAACGAGCAAUAUAAAACAUAAAUAUAGAGAAAAGAUAGAAACUGCGUUGGCUACAAUCAGAAACGGACAGAAUAUGGGAACGCACGAAAUCAAUAAUAAUAAAAGCAACCUUAGAAGAUAUUGGGCAAUACAUAGAUUUAGUAAGAAGAGCCAGAAAAGUCAGAAUCAAAGAGUAUACAGCAAAAAUAAAGAAGGGAUUCUAAUAAGCGGGACAUCAGAGGUCCUGGAAAGGUAAUAAGAAAAGUCCUGGAGUGGCAUCAAUAUCAGCUAUAAUGAUAAAAGAAUCAGAAAAGCUGCUAAUAAAUUUGCUUAUUAAGAAGAUUUAGGAAGAUGGAAAAAUACUGGAAGACUGGAUGAUAGGAAUAAUGGUUUGGAAUCCUCAAUGCCGACGGAAAGUAGGUAGACCUAAAAAAUCUCUGAAAAGAAGGGUACUAAAGGAGAGUACUGGACGAAGGGAAAGAAAUGGGAAAAUCCUGGCUUGAGAUCAAAGCACUAAAAGCUGGAGAAGGAUAAUAAAGAAGGUACCGGAAAAACUGUGACAGUUGUUAAUAACUAAAAAACAUCACCCAAAUCUCAGCAAGAAGCAUGUAGGUGUUAGGUGAGGUUCGAUAUGAGUGGACACUUAACCACCCUUUCACUAAAAGGUCUGUUAUGGUUCAUCUCUCGGUUAAAGUUGUCCUUUCAGCCCCGCCUUUUCAACAAAGCCUAUUAUGGCCUUUGGUGACACUUCUACGAAGGCUCGAAUUGAUAAUGUUCAAAUUUAUUGAGCCCUAUGCUAUCCAAUCCUGGGCAGUUGGACAGAAAGUGUUCCACCUCUCGUCUUCGAUUUUAUUCAUAUGCCCGUUGGGGCCACAGUGUCCUGUUGGAAGACCUACGAUACUUCACAUGUCACUAUAAAAGCCUUCGAAUGUUUGAGAUCCAUUUGUUUUUACCAGUGGUUAUGUUUUAUGGUUACGGUUUCAUCUGUUCCAUCCAGUCCGAUCUGUUAUUUUGGUUGUGCUUCGUGCUAUGCCAACGAAAGAUUCUGGACCUAUGAAUCUUGUUUUCCUUUCCCCUGGAAAGCAGGUCUGCUCUUUUGUUUCCUUUAAUACCAGUAUGUCCAGACAUCCAGAGUAGACAUACUUUGUUAUUUUUCGAGCGCGUGUACUGCAGCCUGCCUUUUUAUUAGUUCGUGCAGGCUCAUCUCUAUAGUAUAAACCUAUGCUUGAAAGAUAGACGAGUAAUUACAUAGGCUUUCACUGAGGCUUAGCCAACUCAGCUCCAACUCUUUCAUCGGUUUUAGAGCCUAUAAGUGUUUCACAGAAUAUGUAGGUGUUCUUUCAAUAGGUAUAUAUUAACUAAAAAACUUGCUAGAUAACAGGAUUAUUCCCUAAUAUGGUCUUUUUGUUUAUUUCCCUAAACCAAAGAUAGUUUUGACUGCAAAGAAGUACAAUAUACAAAUACAAAGCAUAUAGACUAGAAAUUUGUAAGGUCUGAAUCUGACUCGGCAUCCUAGGAGACUACAUAAAGAAAAAUGAAUUUGAUUGAUUAUAAACAAAUGUUUGAUCCAAUAUGUUGAGUACGUGGCAUAAAAAACAGCGGUAAAAGAAAUAUUAGGAUAUAAAGUGUUCUUCUUAUGCUGAUCUAUUUUAAGGCUACGUUAAGCAAAGUAUGGACUAAAUAAGCCUAAUAUAAUACAUUUUUGUAUAUAGUAAUACCAAUUCUAUAGCUUAGUUGAUUUUCGUUAAAUAUGUGUAAUUAUGUAAAGGUGACAAGUGAGAUAAGAUCUCAAGGUGGUAUGUUACCCAAGCAUGCGAGAUUAUAUACUGCAUAUUUAAAAAAAUUAGUACCUUUUUGAUAACUUAAAUGUAACUUUUUAUAGAAUAAAUAAAUUCGCCAAUUUUUUUACAGGCUAACGCCCCUAAAACGGGAUCGAGAUUUUAAUCCGCUUAAAACCCGAAAUGGUUGCAUGGCCCGAACUCGUAACAGGUAGAAAUGCUCGAUAUUCGAAGGAGCUGUUGCCAAAUCUACGGAAUAAAACUAAAUUUGGUUCUUUCUAGUAUUCAAUGAAAAUUUGUUAUCGUAAAUUUAUUUUAAAUAUCGUAUAAUAAUUACAAGGCAUGUUAAUAGAGGAUUAGAAGUCAUAGUCAAAUCAAAUUACUGUACAAAUAUAAAUUCGGAGGGGAGGAAUUUUCCCGAAUAUACUCAGUUCCGUUUUGUUCGCGGAUGCAAACAUAUGUCCUUUUGAUGUUCUUUUGAUAUGUCCAAACCAUCUCUUUCAUGAAUUAAAACAAAUAUUUGGCAUAUCAAAAGAAUGUUGUAUAUGUUUAAAAUUUCUCAAUGCAAACCAUUAUUUAGCCAACUUAAAAGUGGAAGAAUAUGUGUUUGAUUUCAUGAAAGAGAUGGUUUGGACAUAUCAAAAGAAUGUCACGGUACCGGAUUAUUAAGUCCUACACCAGUGUAAUUGAUAUGCAUAUGAUCUGUUUGCUUCCGCGAACAAAACGGAACUGAAUAUAUUCGGGAAUAUUCCUCCUCCGAAUUUAUAUUUGUACUGUAAUUUGAUUUGAGUAUGAGUUCUAAUCCUCCAUUGACAUAAUGUCUUGUUAUUAUUAUACGAUAUUUAAAAUAAAUUUACAAUAAUAAAUUUUCAAUUAAUACUAGAAAGAACCAAAUAUAGUUUCAUUCCGUAGAUUUGGCAACAGCGCCUUCGAAUAUCGAGCAUUUCUACCUGUUCCGAGUUCGGGCCAUGCAACCAUUUCGGGUUUUAAGCGGAUUAAAAUCUCGACCCCGUUUUAGGGACCUUAGCCUUUUUACAAACUGAUUAGUGAAAAGUUGUUUUAGUAAAAUGUUGUAAAUAAAUACAUUAAACUAAUCAAUUCAUAUCAAAUGGUUGAGUACAAUUUUGAAAUCUCAAUUGUAGGUAAAUUCUGACAACUAUUUCAUUGAAUUUUUUACGCCGUCUCAAAAUCAAAAUAGAAUGGUUUAAAAAUAGACAAACAGGGUUUUGGAUUUGUGCAAUCAAAAAUUUGGACGGCAUUUUGAAUUGUUUUAGGUAAAUUUUAUUGUUGGUAGGUAAUCUAGUAUUUCAAAUUGAUUUUAAACAAAUUAUUGAAACAUUUAUAGUCUUUUUUAAUUAAAAAAAACCGUGAGUAUGUAGCUUACUUAUUAAAUAAAUAUUCAAAAUAAAUAGACUUUGCUGGCUAUCGAGUCUAUUUUCUUUAUUCUUUUAGAAAAUGUAUCGUAAGAAAAUUAUGUAGCAGAAUUCAAAAUUAGUGCUACUAUAGUGAAACUAAUCAAUAUAAGUAAUUAAUUAAAAUAGGUAUAUAAAUAUUUCAAAUGUACAGAAAUGUACUUAAAUUGUGUUCCUUAAUUCUAUUUUUUCUUAUUUGUUAUGAGAACUGCUAAAAUUAUAGCUUCGAUUUUUGUUUCAUUCGUUGAAUAACUCAUUAAAGAAUUCUUAAUGCAUUUUAUUAUAAAUAAUUGUAAUUUUUACGCCUUUACAAGAAAUACGGUGCUCAAACUUGUCUAUCAAAAUGUCCAUGUCAAAUAUUCGCUAAAAAUCACUAAAGAACAUAAUUAACAAUAUUAAAGUGUUCUCGAAUAAUUAAUACAUAUAUCCAUUCUUUUAGAACUCGUCACAAAUCGGUGAUUAGGCUAAUCCAGGCAAAAAACUGUAACAAAUAUGUUCAUAUUGGUUCAUCAUCCAUCAGCGUACCUGAUGGUUUCGUUAAUCUUGAUUCCACCUUGUACCUCGUAUGUUUCUCUGAAUAUAGAUUCCUAAUACACGUUAAAUAAUAGUGGUAUAUCUUCGGAUGUUGUGUGCUCUAUUUAAAUUAUUGCCGUUUGGUGCCAGUAUAGUUCUGAGAUAAUUCGCAAGUAUUGUUCGACAAUUUGAAUUGUUCUCAUAAUUUCGAUCAUCUUUUGAUGGUUAACGCAGUCAAAUGCUUUUCGAUUACCAAUAAAACAUGAAUAGACAUCUACAUUCAUGUGAAUCGUUGUUAACACAUUGAAGGCAAAAAGAUCUUGUGUUCCCAAUCCGUUUCGAAAUAAGAAUUAAGUGUCACUCAUCUGAGACUCACACUUCUUAUAAAUUCGUGUAUGGAUCAUUUUGAGAAAAAUUUAAGAGACAUGAGUCAUCAACCUUAAUAUUGGAUAUUCAUCACUUUACGAAAAUAAGGAACCAAGACUUAAGGAAAAGAACAGUUAUCACUUAUGUCGUUGAACGUAUAGCCAAGCUGAAAUGGAAUUGGACAGGUCACAUAGCGCGACUGAAAGACUCAAGAUGGACCAGAAAACUAAUUGACUGGCGCCCAAGAAAAAACAAACGUAGCAGAGGACGACCACCAACACGCUGGAUGGACGACAUUACCCGAAUAUCCAAGAAAUGGCAACAAGAAGCACAGAACCGUGAAGAGUGGCGAAGAAUGGGAGAGACCUAUGUCCAGCAGUGGACAGAAGAGGUUGCGAUGAUGAUGAUCACUUUACGAAUGUUGAUUUUAGACAGUGGGGUGGUAUUUUCCCUGUGUCAUAUAUCUUAUUGAAUAGUGCUAUUAUUAAGUCUAGGCUUUUCAAUUAAUGUAAGUACUUAGACACAAUGAUAUUAUCUGAACCGGUGGUUUUUUCGUGUUUCUGAGCUUUUACUCCAUGAAUGACUUCUUCUUUGGUUAUUUCUGGACCUUUUUCCUUUUUUCGAUCAUCCAUGCAUGGUGGAGAACACGGUCUAUCAUCGUCAAAAAGUGUAUGAAUGUAUUCUUUCCAUCUCUCCAGUUUGUCUUCUGUACCUACCUAUAAUUAUUUCGUUAUUAUUAUUUCUUAAUAUUGUUUCAUGUUUCUUUAUGAAUCUACCUGUCAUUUCUUUCACUUUCUUAUUGACAUUAAAAGUGUCGUGUCUUUCUUCAAGUUAUUCAGGCAUUUUGUUGACAUUCUAGUUUUCUUUAGCUUCCCUUUUAGACCGGUCUAGUUAGACUCAAAAAUGGGAGCGAGGUUGCAAUAAUUACCAUCAAGCUGAAAAUGGCAGGAUUGUUAAAAAUACCAUCGUAAAUUAAAUCUAAAAAGUCCUCAUAAAUCCGACCCGAGCUAAAAAAUUUACGAGGGUUCAAAGGUCACCAAAUAUGGUUUUUAGCGAUUUUCAGAGAAACGGUAAGUUUUAUCAUAAAAUUAGUUAUAACAAAAAAUAUAGAUUAGAUAAUUAUCUAUAAAAAAUAUUUUAAUACUUUUUUUCGUAAGAGCCACCGUUUUUGAGAUACAACGAUUCAAAGAGUUGAAAGAGUUCUAAUCGUCAUAAUAUGUAUUAGUACACCACGUAUAUACAUCACUGAAGCUGUAAUACAAUUAAAGAUAAUAUGUAUUCUAUCGGUCAGCUUAACUUAUAUUACACAUAAUAAUAUAACAUAUUAUAAAUAUGAUAAUGUUUCUACUAUAUAGCUUGCGGUCUACCGAGCGAUGCAAUGUAUAAGCUGUAUUAUAAUUACAGUGCCAACGAAAAAAUUAUUAUUUCAAUUUUACCGCUUAUUCCCAACAAAAAUAGUUGAUUGAUAUGACAAAGUCUUAACUUAUAAUAAUUCUUCUUACUUAUGCGUCUUAUUCAAUUUGUAAUGAUGAGUUUUGUCGGAAUAAACACGUUCUAUCGGUACGCGUCGGCUAAUCUAAUCACCCUACCUAUUCUUUUCUCAGAAGGGUUUGAACACAAUAAUGAAAGCCAACUUUCUAGGCAAAAUGUUUAUUGCUAAGUACUAAUAAACAUUUCAAUAUACAAUCAACUUUAUGCAAAUUUAGUUUGUUUACUAUUAUGCAAAUUACACCGUUAUCUUCCUGGGUGGCGAAAUCCUUCAGGUAGAUGACACCCUCGAGGUAUUAAUUAGUCUUGAGUACUACUCCGGAGUAAAAAUACGUGUUAAACCAAUUAUAUUACUUGAAUGUGCUGAAGUUUUUAAAAAAACUAAUUCAACUCCACAAGAAGUUAUUUCCAACGGAAUUAGCUUUCUUCUCUCUAUGUAUGGAGCGCCUAAAAAAAACUACGUGCUUAGAUAAGUUUCGAUAUGCAUGUUUCUUUAAAAAUACUCGAAAUAAAAAACAAGUACAAUUAUUUUGUCUUCCUCCAACUUCAGCGGCUGCUCAUCAACAUCUUUUUAGGGUAUAUUACCAAGUUCAAGUGUGGCUUGGUUAUCAGCUAGAUCCAAAAGACGGGGGAUGGAAAUUAGUCGACAGUUCAUUAGAACCAAUUCAAACUUUGCUCCCACCUGCGCCGGAAAAACUCCUGAACACAAUUUUUUGCAACUGUAAAAAGGGAUGUAAGUAGCGCUAAAUGUGGUUGCAAAACAGUUGGACUGUUGUUCGGUAGCAUGCACUAAUUGUCAAAAUCGGUCGUGCUCCAAUGUUGAAUCACCAACAAUUGGGGAUUCAUUUGAUUAUAUCGAGGAGCUAUGCGAUGUGUCAUUAUUGGGGCAAUUUACUUGCACCAAGGAUGAACAAGAAGAAGAAGAACUAGAAGAUUAAGAAGAAGAAGAACAAGGAGAAAAGGAAGCAGAAGUAUUAGAAAAUUAUGAACCAGUUGGAUAAAUUUCCCUUUUUUUUAUUUAUACCGCUUUUUAUAACUUUUAUCAUUUUUAACCCUUGCCAAUAUCAAUUAUUCAAUAGCUUCAAAUUAAACAGAAUCAUAACAGAUCCGUGGAAUAGGCCUACUGGGGAAACCACUUUAAAAAACGCGCUAAGUACACUACCUCAAAGGUGGUGUGGAAACUUGUGCGCAUAUUAUGACGAUUACAACUUUUUGAAUCGUUGUAUGUAUCUCAAAAACGGUGGCUCUUAGGAAAAAAAGUAAUAAGAUAUUUUUUAUAAAUAAUUAUCUAAUCUACAUUUUUUGUUAGAACUAAUUUUAUAAUAAAACUUACCGUUUCGCUGAAAAUCGCUAUAAACUAUAUUUGGUGACCUUUGACCCCGCGUAAAUUUUUUAACUCGGAUCGGAUUUAUGAGGACCUUUUAGAUUUAAUUUAUGAUGUUAUUUUGAACAAUCGUGCCAAUUUUCAGCUUGAUGGUAAUUUUUGUAACCUCGGAUGUGUAAGUUGACCGGAGUAUUUACUAAUUUUUUUUUUGUUCUGUUCUCUUGCGUUAUCUAUUCUUGUUUCCUGUUGUUUUUAUUGAACCAGAUGUUUUCUUCUUAUAUCUUUGUUAUUUUUGUUUUUGAGCAGUCCAUGUUGCUUCAGUGUCUGUCUGUACCAAGUUCUCUAUCAUUUCUAUUUGAUAGGCACGUAUAAACAAUUAUAGAGUUAAAUAAAUUCCGUUUUUUCCCAAAAACUGUAAAUUUCGUUUUCAAUUAACGAAGAAGAAAAGUUUGACCACCUAAAUCUUUGUAAAUACUUUCAAAGUGAUAAUAUUGUUUCCGUGUGAUAGAAUUUUAAAAAUUAGUUUCAAUUUUUAUAGUUAAGUUGGGAUUAUUCCCAUAUUGAAAAAUUGUACUGCACAGAUCUAGCAGAUUUUUGGAAAAACCAUGUUGAUUAGAAGUUCUUCUUUGUUUGAAUAUUUAAACAGAAAGGUUUUCGUUGUUUGGAGAAGUGGGACAUGACAUAAUGCCAAAACAAAUCCUAAUAUAAAUUUCAGAUGUUUUUCCUUCACGAUGAAUUAAUUUACGAAGUUCUUUUAAAGUUACUUACGAGUAAUUUAAAAUUAAAUACCUAUGGCAGUAUCUAGUAAGACACUAUCAUAGUAACGCGUAUAUGCUUAUUAGUCCAGGGGAAUAGACAUUGUUCAGGACUUUCAAUAAUCCAGGUAUGUGACAACUUCUUUUAGUUAUUGUAAACGUAUAGGAAGAAAACCUACCUCUUUCCUGCCUAGGGUUCGGAGCCGUUUUUUAAUGAUUAACAAUUUAGUGCAAAAACGCGAUUUUUUCGAUUUUUUGUAGCCAAUUAAAAAACUAGAUAGUCGACAUAAAAUUACAAAAUUUGAUUUUUUAGAACAUUGAAAAGCUUCAAAAUAACGAUUUUUUAAAGUUAAAAAGUAAAUUUGUUGCUUUGCAAACUGCAAGAUAAGGCAAAAUUGAUAUUUGUUAAUAACUAUUAAGAAAAUUAACCUAGAACUGUGGUAUUUCUUCCAAAGUUGGCUAUUGGGGUACUUAACAAGUUUUCAAAAUUUGAAACUGAUCCAUCAAUUAGUUUAAAAGUUAUUCUAUCUGUUUAUCCAAGAGACCUUUUUUUGGAAUAGCAUAAGGCAGAAAAUAAUGAAUACAUAUCUGACAAUCCUGCGGGUGCCAAAUGAAAUUAGAAGACUUAUGCUAUCAAUGUAUAUUAAAAAAAGAUAAAACUUUAAGUUUUUAUCUUUAAAAUGAAACUAAUUACUUUUCUUAAUUAUUGUAAACAAAUUAGUGGGAAUUAAAAAAAUCAUUUCUUUUUUUAUCUAUCGUCCCAGAAUAACUAAAUAUGUAUUUCUUUCUUUGUGAAAAAAUUAUCAGUUUUUCGAAUAAGUAAAAAUAUUUUUCUACGGUUGAUAUUUUUAAAGUUAUUCUAAAUGUUUAUAAACUAAAAAUGUCAAUACUUUUGCAUUAGGAUUUUUGACUAUAAUAAAUCAUUUUUAUCUUUUUUUAAUGUAUAUUCACAGUAAAAGUCGUCUACUUUCAUUUGGUACCAGCAGAAAUGUACUACCUUCAUUAUUUUCUGUCUUAUGUUAUUGCAAAAAGGUCUCUCGGAUAAACAAAUAGAGUAACUUUUAAACUAAUUGAUGGAUCGGUCUCAAAUUUUGAGGGUUUGUUAAGUAUCUCAAUAUCCAACUUUGGGUGAAAUACCAAAGUUUUAGGUUAAUGUUAAUAAUAGUUAUUAACAAAUGAUGAUUUUGCCUUGUUUUGCAGUUUGCGGAGCAACAAAUUGACUUUUUAGCUUUUAAAAAUCGCUAUUUUGAAUGUUCUAGUUCUUGAAUUAUAAAAUUUUGUAAUUUUAUGUCACCUAGCUUUUUAAUGGGAUGCAAAAAAUUGAAAAAAUGGCGUUUUUCCUUGGCAGGAAUCAGGUAGUUUUGCUUUCUAUAGGUCUACAAUAACUAAAAAAGUUGUCAGAUAGCUGUAUUAUUCAAAGUCCUGAGAAAAAUCUUACUUCCCUGGACCAUAUUUUUUUGGAGUGUUAGUUGUAAUGUCCCUCAUAGAUAGGAACAUAAAUCUACUCAGGGUUAUUGAGAAAACACCAAGUAAUAUAAACGAUUUGAUGUGACGUAUAGAACAUAUAUGUAAACCUUGUCUAUAUAUGGAUUUGUGGGCAUUUUAUUUCUGAAAAAAAAACAGCAGUGAGAAUUAUCAUAGAAUUAUGUGAUGUGCUAGAAAAACUGACGGGCAGUAACGUUGUUUGAAAAACAAUUUCGCGUUAGGAAUUUUUAUAAAUUAUUUUUCUAUUUUGACUUGUACAUAUGUAGGUACCAAAGAUGUUACAUGUUUCUAUAUUGUUGAUGUGUAAAUGUAAUCUUAUAAAUAAUAUGACCAGGUAAAUGAAAUUUGUGGGUAAUAUUUGCUCAGUUAGUAAAUUUCGAGUUGGAAGAUAUGUCAAAUUAAAGGAUCAUGUUAUUUUCAACUUAAAUUGCUUCCUGCUUAGUGUCCGCUAACCGUGUCACAUCCUUCAUACUUCAUGAUUUCUCCUGCAUACCACAAAAGCAUAAAACACAUUCAAACUAUCCAACAAGCCAUAUAAUAGAGACAAAAGUGACAGUUUCCUUAAGUGAGAUAACAGUAACCUUAUACAAGGUCUAUUCGCGGAACACAUCCUGAGCUUAGCCAGAGGGUAAGCCUGCGCAUUAGCUGUUCAGAGGGAAAAAUUCGACCUUAUCGAACGCCCAAUUUUGUAAUGCGCAGGCGUUCUCCCUCUGGGUAAGUUCAGGAUGUGCUCCGCGAAUAGAUCUAUAGAUUUCACCUAUUUGAAUAGGGAACUUCGAUAUUUAGGCUGACCAUUUUGGUAUACUAAAAAUUUUUAUUUAUUUAUUUAUAAAGUUCAACAAGUCUUGAAGGCCUUAGCCUGAAAAGUUUAAUUUUUUAUUACAAUUACUAUUUGUACAAAAUACACUUAAUGUUUAUUAUAGCCUUUCCAUACAUUUCUCAACCACUUCCUUCCAUUGUUUUCUGUCCAAUGCUUUUUCUUUCUAAUUCUUAAUAUUACUUUUUUGCAAGUCUUCAUAUUUAUGCGCUAUGCUUCCAUCUCUUUCUUGGUCUAUCUUUUAUUCUAUUUUGUAUUAGCUUUCGUAAUAGUACCAUUUUCUGCAUUCUUUCCUUUCCCAUUCUUUUAAUGUGUCCUAAAUAUCGUAUUCCCUGUGCUUUAAUUGACGUAGGUAUUUUUGGUCUGUUGUAUAGUCCUUCAAGUUUUUUAUUAUUUCUUCUUCUCCAUUGACCAUCUAUUUUCACACCUCCAUAUAUUGCUAUUUGUUUUGUAGAUUCUAAUUUUUGUUUUUCUUGGAAUAUAUUUGGAUUUCAUUAAUGAUCGCAAUUAUCCAUACUUCUUGCUUCCUUUUACUAUUCUUGCCGUUAUCUUCCCUUCCCCAUGUCCCUUUUCAUCUAAUUUUACACCCAGGAAACUUUUUUGAAUAUUCAUGUAUUUUCUCCUUCCAUCUCCAAUGUGAAAUUGUCUUCUUUUCUUUAUGUGUUUCCCCCAUUAUCAUGAAUUUUGUCUUUUCCUUAUUUAUUAGAAGCCCAACUUUUUUGCUUCUUUUAUUAUAUUGUUCAUUAAUAUUUUUAGUUAUUUCUUACUUGUCGUUAAUUGUGUUAGAUCGCAUGCGAAUGCUAUACAUUGAUGGCAAUUUUUAAAAAUCGUUUUCUGCAUAUUUACAUACAUAUUUUAUUUUUCUGACUAUUCUUUCCAGUAUCAGAUUAAUAAGAGUCAUAAAUAGUGGAUUUCCUUGUCGAAAUCCUUCUUUUGUUUCAAAAUUAUUGGAUUUAGAGUCCUGACAUACUAUUUCAUUUGUUGUGUUAUCUCUUUCAUUCGUUCGUACAUCUGUUGUCUAACAGGAGAUAAAAUAUUGCUUCUAAAUCCUGCCUGAUAUUCGCCCAAUAUCUUUUCAGUGUAUUGAUUUUUUGCUUAUGAUUUGUGUCAAGAUGUAAACUAGUUCCAGUAAUGCAAUACCUCUAUAAUUUUCACAUCUAAUUUUGUCACGUUUUUUGUUUAUGGGGCAUAUCCUUGCUAUGGCCCUCUGUUUUGGCAUUUUUUCUGUUUCCCGUAUGGUUUUUAUCCUUUAAAAAAAUUCCAUGAGAUAUUUUUACAUAAUCUCUUUCAUCAUCCAACCAAUUCACGUCCACUUUUGGACAUAGGUCUCCCACAAUUGUUUCCACACUUCACGGUUUUGUGCUGAUUGUUGCCAGUUGCUACACAUUUGUAAAAUUUGUAGUAACAAAUUAAAAACAAUAAAACAAUAAAAAACAAUAACAAUUAAAAAACAAUAGUUUAAAAUAAAAUAAGCCCAAAAUACUCAUCGGAAAUGGAUACAAGAAGGUUUGAACUUUAAUUUAGGCACUUGGUAACCUCAAAAAUAAUAUUUUUUACUGGUGCUUUUAGGCCUUGAAAAUCGCCAUUUUUCGUUUUUUUUUUUAAUUUUAAAUUGCUUAGAACUCGAAAACUUUCAACUUUAGAGAAAAAAUUUUUCCGGGCCAAAAACGUUGAUUUUGCAAUUUGUUUAAAAAAAUUGUUUUAACGAAUGAGGACCACUUUUCGACUUGAAGCGACUUGAACCUUACUGGGGUGUUCACGAAAGUGAUGCAAAGGGAUUUUUUUUUCGAAUUACUGUAUUAAGGCGGGAUCUAACGGUUCACAGUGACGAAAAGAAAUAGAAAAUAGAUUAUAGAAAAAGGCAAAAUCUAAACACGGGAACCAACGCCUCCAGCUUACUUACCCCUCCAACCCAUCCGACGCAGCUAGGGGCUAGUACAGUCAGUGACGUGGUACUUUUAAAAUGGAGUGGUCUAACGAUGUUAUAUUGGAAUUUUUUAUCACUGUAUGAAGCCGAACCACGUAUUUGGAAUCCACAGGAUCCAAACGAUAAAAAUAAAACCUUAAUAUAUGAUGCUUGAAAUAGGAUUGAAGAGAAAAUUGAGUCCUCUCACGAUUAAUUUUUUUUUUUGGGGCAAUUAAACAACUAAAACCGUUACCGCCAACACUGGUGGCGUUCGACAGGCUAAAACUAAACUAAACCUUCGAUACUCGAGGAGACAUGUUCCAUCAGAAUGAUCCUGCCACAUUUUGGGGUAGGUCUAGUGAAUUUAUCAAAAAGUAAAUAUUUAUUAAUUCCACAGUGACGUGGCGCGCCCUUUUCUGUUCAGUAUUAUCUAUUUUCUCUUUCUUUUUGUGGACGUGAUCCGUGAAUUAUUAAUAGAAACAGACUGUUUGACUUGUACACACUUCUAUAUAAAUCAAAACGGGAACUGAUGUAUGUUUUCAAAGACUUCUUCUUCACGUGCCAUCUCCGCGACGGAGGUUGGUAAUCAUCAUUUCAAAGACUGAUAGUGUGUAAAUAAAUUUAUUAAAAUCAGCUAAGUACUUUCAGCAUUUUUAAUGUCAUCAUCAGAGCUAUCGUCUUAUAAUUGUAAUUACCUCAAAUGAAGAGAAAACUUUUAACAAACACAUUCUAAUAUUAAAAAUUAACCCAGGGAUCUAACCACUAGUCAGGGUAAAAACCCUUAAAUGUAUAAAAUAAUCACAUUUAAUGUGUUUUUAAAAAAUGGCUACCAUUUUACAAUCAACGUAAAUGUUGAUUGUAAAUCAUGUUGAUUGUAAAAAUGGUAUAAAAUAAUCACAUUUAAUGUGUUUUUAAAAAAUGGCUACAAUUUUUACAAUCAACGUAAAUGUUGAUUGUAAAUCAUGUUGAUUAUAAAAAUGGUAGCCAUUUUUUAAAUACACAUUAAAUGUGAUUAUUUUAUACAUUUAAGAGUUUUUACCCUGACCAAUGGUUAGAUCCCUGGGUUAAUUUUUAAUAUUAGAAUGUGUUUGUUCAAAGUUUUCUCUUCAUUUGAGGUAGUUACAAUUAUAAGACGAUAGCUCUGAUGAUGACAUUAAAAAUGCUGAAAGUACUUAGCUGAUUUUAAUAAAUUUAUUUACACACUAUCAGUCUUUGAAAACAUACACCAGUUCCCGUUUUGAUUUAUUAAUUAUUGUUGUGUAUGGUAUAUCCAUUUUUACUUCUUCAGAGGAUUAAUAUUAACUGUUACUCGUUAAGGAAACUGAACUUUACCUAAUGUGUAAUGUGUUAUUUGUGCGUUUGGGGAAGAAAUCAGAUAUUAUCAUCCCUAUAUCAUGUGUGAUACUGAUAACGUCUUAAAUGUAUUAAAAAAAUUGCAUGGAUAUGUAUAGUAGUAUAUAUUAUAUAUAGUAUCAGCUAUUUUAAGACUUUGUAUUUUUUAAAUUUGAAUUUUUAUACUAAACUGUUAUAAAUGGUGACUAUGACUAGAACAGUUUUGAUGUGUGAAAUAAUCGAAUGGAAGCGGAAAAUCGCAAAAAAAAAACGUUUCGAUGAUGAGUAGAGUUUAUCUUUAUAACACACUAAAGAUUGUUGUUAAAAACUCCUCGACUCACUCUUCUUAAAGCUUUCAGCAAAUUCCCAAAUUAAUAAUAUUUAACUUCUAGUUGUACAUAUUUAAAAAAAAUCAGUACUCUGAAUUGAUCAAGAAUACAGCAAAUAACUUACAAAACGGAUAUAUUUACUUCCUCUCUUCGAAAAAUUAAACAUUUUUGCUUGUCUGAGAAACUUCUGGUAUACUACAGCCUUAAAGUGGUCUGUUACGUUUAGACUAUUGACCCCUAAUCAAUUUAUAAAGGGUACGUUACUGAGUAAUCUGCUAAUCUGGCGUGGAGGAAGAGAAGAAGUUCAUCCCAUUUGCAUUUUUGAAUAGGAAAAUUGUCUUUCACUCUAGUAUAGACAGAGUAUCAUGUUGAGCGAAGUGACGACACCAUCUGUUUCACUCUUAAGCAUAGUAAAGCUGCGACAGUAGUCUUCACCUUCCGUGCCUAUAGUCUCACUUAGUUUCAUGUUAGUUUUUCGAUACAAUGUGCUAGAAAGAGAUACCUCAAACCUGCCCAAGAGAUCUUGUCGUCAGGAAGCGUGGAGGGUAGGCUCAGUCUAUGUUAAUAUAUACGUCUAUGGUUCUUCCCUUGAUUAGACACAUUCUUCUUCACGUGCCUUAUCCGUUCCGAACGUUGGCAAUUAACAUGGCUAUUCUGACGUUGUUUACGGCAGAUCUAAAUAGUUCGGCAGAUGAUAAUCCUCCUCCUCCCUGGACCCUGUUUGCUGUAUAAUUUCCCUUGGAUAAUUAGCUCUAUAUUUACUGUGCUUUAACGGUUAAUUGUUUCCCUCCAGGAAUUUGCCUUCGAUCCGCCUAUGGCGAGCUGUGCAAUUGGCAGAGAGGUCGCCACCUGAGCUUGCUGUGCGCGAUGCGAAAAAGCGUAGCGGAGUUCAAGUUUAGUUGGUCAGAAAAGAGCCCCACGUUGAGCGCCAAUUGAAACCUCUAUAUUCUGGGUAUUGAGAUUUUUGAAGAAAAGAACUGACGAAAUAGGGGGAAAAUGGAAGAGAAGAGAUUUAAAACUCUAAUUAAGAGGGGCUUAGCUCAGACGAACAAAUCAAAUGGGCAGAUAGACACCAAAUCUCAAGUGAGUAUUCGGGCUAGCUUCAAUACACUGAAUACUAUAUACUCAUAACGUGACCCAAGUAUUCCAACUUUCUUUUCUUUAUAGUUAUUCUCUCUCCUUACCCAUCUGGCGUAGUACCUCCUCGUUGGUCACGGACUCGGUGCAGGAUCGUUAGUCAUUGUCCACGCCUUCAUUCCAUAUAGCAAAACCGGAAAUACAUCAAAUUCGAGAAGUCAGAUUUUGAGAGGCAGGGUGAGGCUGUUAGAGGUAAAAAUUUGCUUCGUGCUAGUGAACGACGCGUAGUUUUUUCUAUUCUUAAACGUGUCUCCUUCGCCUGAUCCCACCUUGAAUUAACUAUUGUUCCUAAGUAAGUGUACGAAUACACCUGUUCAAUUCUUUGAUUGUCUAAUUUCAGUUGUCUUGCUCGUUGUUAGGUUUUGCUUACUAACAUCCAUUUGGUUUUUGUAAUCUUCAGUUUGAGCCCGUAUUCUGCACUUCUUCUUUGUAUGUUACCCAUCCGAAAACUCAGCUCCUCCAUGCCUACCUUAUGUUAUUAAUUAUUUCACCAUUUAUCUUUAUGCCCCCUGUGCUUUCCUCUAGCGCUGUCUUAAAUACUUCUUCAGAGUAUAUGUUAAAGAGAAUAUGAGAUAAGGUACUGCCAUGUCGUACCUCUUCCUUGAUUUCAAUUUUAUUCGUCAAUGUAGAUUCUAUUUUCACUGUGGCUGUUUGGCCUCAAUAGAGACUCACUAUUGUUCGAAUGUCUCUGUAGUCGAUUCCGGUCUUAUGGAGUACUUGAAUUAUCUUUUCGUGCUUUACAUUAUCGAAGGCUUUUGCGUAGUCUAUAAAGCAAAUAUACACGUUCUUAUUCAUAUCUCUGCAACGCUGGAUGAGUACCUGUAGACUAAAAAUUCCACUUGUAUAAAGAGCAUUACGAAACCCAAACAGCGAAUAGAGUAUGGUCAAUUUCAACUUUAUUUAUGAAAUUAUCAACAUUAUUAACACCUAUAUCUUCCAAUGUACUCUUAAAAAAUCGUUAGAUCUUCCGGUUUGAUUUUAAUUUAACCUCGUAUUUUUUUAUUUAUAUUAACAGAAUUUAUAUAUCGAACAAGCAGUGUAGAAAUAGGAAAAGAGAUGUGAGAAAGAUACUACUUAGUCAUUAUUAUUUUAUUUGGGAUUUUGCUGAAAUUGUGGGGUGUGGGGUGGGCGUUGUAAGAAUUUACCGAAAAUUAAUAUUGGUUUCUAGGUAAUUCUGUAAAUAGACCAAGCGUAGAAAAAACACUACGUUCGUGGUAAGUCUUUCGCUUGGAUAACCAUUUACAACAUGGUACAAAUAAGUAAUGAUAUGAUUUGUAAACAUUUACACUCUUUUUCUACUGUUUGUAUAUUUGCCUGCCUGCCCUGCUUGGGUGAGUGGUAUAAAUAUGGUGGAUUACACAACAUUUGUAUCAUAUUCUGUAGACCCGUUGUAAUUUUUAUCUAUUCAUAUAACUUUUUAACCAUUUUAUGAGAUUUAGAACUGUAUGAGACCUAAUAAUUUCAAACUGGUUUCAUGCACUUCAUUUUUUUAAUAUAUUAGACUCUGUAUUUAUUGGAAAUCUUGAAAGUUGUAUAUUUUUUACUUUUCAUAACAUUUUAAAACGAGCUUUUUUACUUAUAGAAGAUUUUUACGUGAAAGGACCAGGAUUGCAGUCAAAUCACUUUGAUAAGGCAAUCAGCGGCCACUGUUUACAUCACCCCUACACUAGAAACCUCUUUGUCUACUAUUUCCUAUCUCCGCAUAACAAAUACAGUUUUUCAGUAUAAUCAGAGUGACACAACUUAAAAAUUUGUCCCAAAAGCAGUCUGGCAAAUAUUAAUUGUAUCUCCACAUCAUGAACAUGAACAACCUGUUUAAAAUAAAAGCUGUAACGAACUAUACCAAGCAUAAAAUAUAAAAUAUAAUUUAUUUUAUUAUAAUUUAUUUAUAGCAAUAUUCAUCUAAUUUUUGUCAUACAUGUGUUGGAAAUAGUAUGGCAUAUUUUUUUCAUUUACAAAAGAUAGCAAAAUGUCUAGAUCUACUAACCAUACUAGGAACAUUGCCUCAAUAAUAAAAACAUGAUGUAUAAGAUAAUCUGAUAGAUGAUAUGAGAAACAAAAACAUUAGAAAAUAACUUAGAUGUGAUUAACAAUGUAGUACAGUCUAAAAAUCGGCUAUUACAUGGGAAGACAUCUAUUUAUCUAAUCUGAUCUAUCUCACUAGGAGAACACCUACUCAAUAUUGUUUGUGCCAUUUUAAUGAUGCAAUUACUAUUUUCUCUUAAUAAUAGAUCAAAAAUUUUAUAGCCUACACAAUUGGCUAUAUAGAGUGUUCUAAAUUCCUAUUCAGCUGAUUUGCUUAAUGAUUUGCCUUCUCAGUACAAAUGAGCAACCAUAUAGUCCAUAUUUCUUUAAAUAUUUGCUAGAAAAUCUUAAGAAACAUUAGCCAGAUCAACACUGAGGGAGAUUUUAGCCAGCUUGUUCGCCUGAUUUAUGCUUGAUAGUUGCUUACUGGUCAGAGAGUUGUUUUGAGUGUGGAGGGGGUAAGUAAACAUUAGUUUGACCAAACAGCCCGUCACCAUAUGUAAGUAAAUACCAAUAUCAUAGGUAUUACUUUAUUAGUAGUUACCAUUAGUGCAAUAUAUUCGGGCUGUGCCUACUGUGGAUUUAGCCCACCUAGGAAUAGUCAAUUUUUUUAAUAAUCUUAUUGUUAGCCAUUGGUUUUUCGGUUUUUGUCCGUUCAGUCUCUUGGCUCGACUAAUAACCAAAGUAGAUUAUUAUUUCGUUAUUUUUUGUAUCUGUGUUUUUAAAAAUAUUUAAAUUGUUUUUAUAAUUAUUUUAUACACUUUUAUAUGUUUGUUAGUCAAUUUGAGGUAAGGUUUGUACAACUUCUUGGGAAGUUCCUCGUUUACUAUUUUUGUUAGAAUUCAGACUUUUUAUGUUUUUUUAUAAAUACAUAUGAAAUAUCAACUC